AUGGCUUGUGAAGUUGAAGAUAACGCUUUUGAUCUUCAUCGUCUUCGUUCCGAUAUUUCAUCUCUUCUCCAACAGAAUUCACAGGUUGACGAGCUUGUCGUGGAAGCGAUUAAACUGAAGAGGAUAAGCAAAGAGGGCGAAACCAAAAUUCAAUCGUUCUCUUGUGUUCUGUCUCACAUGCUUUCCUCAUUGAAGCCAUGGGUUUCCACAUUUCAAAGUGCAUUUCGCACUGAAACCCAACAGCAUCAACCUGUUUCCUGUGAUGAGAGCAGAGUCUGUGACAGUCCUCAAGAGGCAACCUUGGACUCUUUGGUGUCUCCCUCUCCCCUUGUUUCAUGGCGUGCUAACUGUACUGUUGAGAGGGGGAGACAAAUGUUUAUGCUCACACCUCUUCCAUUACCUUCCAAAUCACACUUAAAGGAAUUUGCACACUCUAAAUCAACCACCCUUUUAGCUUUGCCUAGAGAUAUGACUAGUUCGACGGGUAGUGUUGUGGUGAAACCAACUCCGAUUAAGCUUGUUAAUGAAGUGCCAAGGAAUCAAGAAAAUGGGGUUAUUUCUUCACCAACUUUUCCUAAGAGAGAUGGGUCCAUGCUUGUUAUGAUGACUCCUUGCUUGAAAAUGUCGCCUCCUAAAUCUUGUGUUUUACUAGAACCUAUAUCUGAGAUCUCUCAUAUGGGUAAUGACAAGGUUCGCAAGUCCACUCCCUUUCCUGUUGGGAUUAAUUACAGUGAUUCAGAAGGUUCCGAGUCUCCCGGUGGCGAUGACGCUUCGCGGGGUUUGGCAUUGAAGUAUCCAGAGCUCUUGGGGAUAAGACAUGUUUCUAAGUCAGGAAUUGGAAAGAAAACGGUGCAAGAGUCGCCGGAUUGGCUUAUGUCACCUCCUAAAACUUGUGUUUUGCUGGAGCCAACUGAUGAGAAGUCAUUGAAGUUGGAGGAGAAGACUGAUAACGAGUCGUGUAUAGAGAUAACCGAGUCCAUUCUUAAGCAACAAGUCAGCAAAUUUGAAGGUGAUGAUGAUGUUUCUGAAUAUCAUAAUCAAGCCAAAAAAUCUGGUAACCAAGAGAGCACUCCCAUGUGGCAUGAACCUGAAAGCUUGUUUCAAACAGGGAAACGUCCUGGUGAAAAUACUUUGAAGAAGGAGUUAUGGACUAGGUUUGAAGCAGCAUCCACCUGGGGGUGUCAACCCAAAUUACUCACAGUUCAAAAUAAUACUCAGAAAGGGUUUCUUGACCUACUGGAAGAAGCUUCCUGUGAUGAUGAAUAA
Molecule: messenger RNA, 1266 nt
Organism: Abrus precatorius (Indian licorice)
Lineage: Eukaryota; Viridiplantae; Streptophyta; Magnoliopsida; Fabales; Fabaceae
Exons: 4
Coding region: 1-1266 (421 amino acids)
Source: RefSeq, a predicted model, not a curated record